AUGAUGUCUCGAUUUCCACCACCACCACUUUUCAUUCUUCCGCCUCCACCGAUGCCAUCAUCAGAUAUAUUCGAUAUUAAAAUUGUAUCGCAAUUAACUUGUUCGUCGAUUCGACAACAUUAUCAACAAACAACGACAAGUCCUCGUUUGAUUUUAUUUACAGGUGCAAGUCUCAUCGUUGCUAUUAUUCUAUUUAUAAUUACAAUUAUCUGGUUUUUAUCAUCUCGUCGCAAGAGAAAAGAAUCAAAUAUUAAUCAUAAUUUUAAAUCAACACAACCGCCUAGUUCGAUCGAUUCAAUGUUUAAUUCGUCAACGUCUAACAGCAGCUCUUAUGAAACUAUAUCAUCUGAUCAUACUGGUAUUUAUCUUGAAUCUGUUGACACAUCGGCUACUAUUUGUUCAAUCAUUACAACCGAUAUCACGUGCAUUGAGUGUAAUCGACAACAAAUUUUUCAACCUUCAUUGUACUAUCAUAUUCUCGGUAUACCAGAUGUAGUGCCAAAUUGA
Molecule: messenger RNA, 507 nt
Organism: Rotaria socialis
Lineage: Eukaryota; Metazoa; Rotifera; Eurotatoria; Philodinida; Philodinidae
Source: the annotation of a GenBank genome assembly